AUGGAGGGUCGGCAAAUGUGGGACCCCAAACCAUGGAAAACAAUCUAUACUAAGGCAGCAAAUCAUCCCCAAACAAGUAAAGCAUCCGCUCCACUGCCCAGCUCGGCUGUGCCGCCACCGGCGGCGGGCGGCUGUCGGCAAUCAACGAAGCCCGGCAGAGAGGACACCCACUUCUCGAGACAGUGCCUGUGGAACACGUGGCAGCAGUUGCUGAGUUCCCAGAUCUGGCUGUCCUUCCUCAGCCGGUACAGGCAUACGGCGCAAUUCCGGUCGUGGGACCCACGCAGCCGGUGCUCGAUUUUCUCGAGCGUCGUUAGGGAGAGGCUAUCACUCAGUAUCCUCAGAUUGCACGAAGAAGAUGAUGACGUGGACGAGCGGCAAGAAGAGGAGGAGGUUUGUGUGAAGGAAUUAGUCAAGAGGCUAAGUGCUAAAGAUAAGAGCCAUCUUGUGAGGGCAAAUAUUAAAGCUACCUUACACAGCACAAAUUGA
This is a messenger RNA of Striga asiatica, 489 nucleotides long. The record is from the annotation of a GenBank genome assembly. NCBI's taxonomy places the organism in Eukaryota, Viridiplantae, Streptophyta, Magnoliopsida, Lamiales, Orobanchaceae.